Molecule: messenger RNA, 496 nt
Organism: Dentiscutata heterogama
Lineage: Eukaryota; Fungi; Glomeromycota; Glomeromycetes; Diversisporales; Gigasporaceae
Source: the annotation of a GenBank genome assembly
AUGAGCACCACUGUAUGUGAAGUAUUCACUGAGUAUCUGAUCGAUGAAGAUGAAUUUAUUCAUGUAAUAUACGAUGACGAAACAUUAGAAAAUGAGAAUCACACAGCGAAUGACGAUGUCAAUACAUUUCAAAAACAAUCUGCCUAUACAAAAGAAGAAGUACUUAAAAUAAAAACUUACAAUAAGAAUAUUCUCAAAAAAAAAUAUGCUCAAAAAAUUCAAAAAAAAAGAGCCGGAUACCGUUUCAAAGAUGAGUCUAAAAAUGAAUUAAAAAAAAAUAUCAACAAUGCCCAACAAAAUGCAAAUGCACUAUUCAUGGAAAUAAUAAAUGAAAAAAAUGAACGAAUCAGAAAUGGAAAUUUUGUUAAUACAACACUUUCAAGUUAUAACGUAAAGAAUCGAAGUUUAACGGAAAGAAGGCUUUUGGCAGAUUUAGAGAUAAACAGACUUUUAAAUAAAUUGGGUUUUAUUGAUCCAUCUUUAGCCAACAUAUGGU